CCCCACCAAUACUAUGUUUUAUUAGGCGCAUUAGUUUGGUGUAUAUAAAAAGAAGCCCUAGUACUACGUAGGGAGGACUUGCGUGUGAGAUUUGUUAGAGAGGAUGUCGGGGAACGCUGCGGCGAAAACAGCUAAAAUAGAGGUGUGGUGGGACAUGAAGGACUGUCCGAUUCCGGAGGGGUAUGAUGCUCGUCGGGUCCGUCCAAGUAUAGAAAGGGCGUUGAAGGAACUAGGCUACUCGGGUCCUGUCUCUAUCACUGCCUAUGCCAGCCAAAAAACAAACCCCUGAUCACCACCUUCUUGCGCUCUCUUCCACCGGAGUCUUUUGCACAUACCCUUCCCUGUUAGUCACGUUUCCCUUUUGUAUAAUUUUCAACUAUAUCCCCACUGAAAUUAUUCCCUUUUGUUGAAGCAGGGGUCGAAUACAGUCGCAUGACUACAGAUUUUAGGGCAUGGAAAGUUGAUAAUCCUGCUCCGGCUUCAAUUAUGAUCAUAUCGGAUGAACUGGCUUCCAGCAAGUACCGUUUAUCACUUAUUUGCCGGAAACUACAAAAGAGUAACUACAACUGUUUUUUGGUUUAUUCAGUUAGGCCUUUUGAAAUGUCUGUCCUUCUCACUUCUGCGGAGUGGCUCUGGGAAAGCUUACUUUCAGGUGCUUGUUUCUUGUUUGUUCUCUCAUGUGUAACGAAGACGUGGGCAAGGAACUACCCGGCCACGCCUGAACACGCCACCGCUAAAAUACAUGUGUUGUGGGACAUGAAUGACUGCCCUAUUCCUGAGGGAUAUGAUGCUUGUCGUGUCCGCCCAAGUAUUGAAAGGGCGUUAAAGGAACUAGGCUACACUGGUCCUGUCUCCAUCACUGCCUUUGCCGACCAAAAACAAACCCCUGAUCACCACCUUCUUGCGCUCUCUUCCACUGGUGUCGUUUUUGCUCAUACCCUCUUUCCCUGGGACUUACACAGUCGCAUGAUUACAGAUUGUGAGGAAUGGAUAGAAGAUAAUCCUGCUCCGGCUACAGUUAUGAUCAUAUCGGAUGAACUAGCUUCGCCCAAGUCCCAUUCAUCACUUCUUUGCAGGAAACUACAAGAGAGUAACUACAACUGUUUUUUGGCUUAUUCAGUUAGGCCUUUUGAAAAGCCUAUCCUGGUCUGGGAUAGCUUACUUGCAGGUGUUUGUUCUCUCAUCUUCCACUACUACAUUACCACCAAAUUAAUUACGCUGAGCUUCUUUUUUUUUCCUCCACAGUUUCAGAGACAAAAAGAAACAUUCUUCACAAGUGCAGUGAAAGUGAAAGUGAAAGUGAAAGGGUUGCAGCAUCUACCGGAAUGUUUUGUUGCACAUUGUGCUACUGUGAUUGCAAAAGCCUCGAUGGUUUCAAUAAGCAUUUCUCAAGUAAAGAUCAUACACAGGAAGUACGCGCAUCCUCUCCCCUCUCCCUCUCUAUCAAUAGAUUGUCUAACCAUUUGAGCAACAACCUGUUUAACUCUUUCUACUCGUUGUCAAACAGGAGCACAGAAUGCUUUCGCAUAUUUAAUCAUUUUCUCACCGGCAAAGGCAAUAUAGCUUUGAUGGCUCCACCUACUUUGGUGGAGCUUUUAAUAUAAGUGUGUUUCAAAAAAAAAAAAGAAUAUCCAAGGACCAUGAUGAGGCAAGUUUCUUUUCUUAAUGAA
Brassica napus (rape) is the source of this 1670-nucleotide messenger RNA. RefSeq lists its product as uncharacterized. Gene Ontology annotation, molecular function: RNA nuclease activity. Lineage: Eukaryota; Viridiplantae; Streptophyta; Magnoliopsida; Brassicales; Brassicaceae. The record is from RefSeq and is a predicted model, not a curated record. The transcript has 2 exons. Gene Ontology annotation, cellular component: peroxisome. Gene Ontology annotation, biological process: regulation of gene expression. Bases 433 to 1467 code for a protein of 344 amino acids.